Messenger RNA from Condylura cristata (star-nosed mole), 518 nucleotides. RefSeq names its product fucose mutarotase (gene FUOM). The transcript is spliced from 5 exons. The record is from RefSeq and is a predicted model, not a curated record. NCBI's taxonomy places the organism in Eukaryota, Metazoa, Chordata, Mammalia, Eulipotyphla, Talpidae. The annotation marks the transcript as partial. Gene Ontology annotation, biological process: fucose metabolic process. Gene Ontology annotation, molecular function: fucose binding; racemase and epimerase activity, acting on carbohydrates and derivatives.
GGGGCGGGCGAGGCGCCCGCGCUGAGUGUCCCGCCCCGCUGUCCAGUGCUGGCCGAUGCCAACUUCCCGGCGGCCUCCGUGUGCCGGUGCGGCCCCGAGGAGAUCCGCGCCAGUGGCCUGGGCAUCCCCCAGCUCCUGGAGGCUGUGCUGCAGCUGCUGCCGCUGGAUACCUACGUGGAGAGCCCGGCCACGGUCAUGGAGCUGGAGCCCAGGGACGUGGAGAGGGGCCUGCAGACCCCGCUGUGGGGGAGCUACCAGUCCAUCCUCCGCAGGGCCGGCUGUGAGAGCCCGCUGGGCAGGAUGGACAGGUUCGCAUUUUACCAACGGGCCAGGAAGGCGUUUGCUGUGGUGGCGACCGGGGAGACGGCCCUCUACGGGAACCUCAUCCUCAAGAAGGGGGUGCUGCCCCCCGACUCCUUGUGCCAGGCCUGACGAAGACCCCGGGCGGUCGCUGCAGAGGGCCGGCCCCGCUGGCGGGGCGGGAGGCCCCGCUCCUGAAUACAAAGGCGAAGCUCCGA